AUGAUCCAUUCAAUUUCAGGUUUGAAAUCGCUUUCUGGCACACAAAGGGCGAUAGGAGAUAUAGCUAAGUUGAAGCUUAUUGCGCGUUUGCGUAACGCCAAGUAUGAUGGGUUUAGGCUAACACACAUUGGGUACGAUUAUUUAGCCUUGAAGUCGAUGUUGAAUAGAAACACGCUAUACUCUGUUGGUUCGACAAUUGGAGUUGGUAAGGAAUCAGACAUUUUUUCAAUAAGUGACCCUCAAGGAGUACAAAAAGUUAUCAAGAUUCACAGACUAGGCCGUACAUCUUUUAAAACGGUAAAAAAUAAUCGAGACUAUUUAAAGAAUAGACAUACUUCGAAUUGGAUGUACUUAUCGCGAUUAGCGGCAGAGAAAGAGUACCAAUUUAUGCAGAUAUUAUAUGAUAAUGGAUUCAAUGUGCCGCAACCAUUUGAUAAUUCGAGACAUUGUGUUAUCAUGGAGUGGAUAGAGGGAAUGCCUAUGAAACAUCUCAACAGCAGUAAUGUCGGUGAUCUUAAUUACAGAAAGUUGUAUUCUGAUCUAAUGAACUUCAUAGUCAAAUUAGCCAAACACGGUUUAAUCCAUUGUGAUUUUAAUGAGUUCAACAUUAUUAUCAGAGAUCAAAAGAAGUCUAUCGAGGGUAAUGACAACUUUGUAGUGAUUGAUUUUCCUCAGUGUGUAUCAAUAGAGCAUGUUGAUGCAAAGGAGUAUUUCGACAGAGAUGUAGAGGGAAUAAGAGACUUUUUUAGAAAGAAAUUUCGGUACUAUCCGCAGCAUGACUCUACCAUGCUUGAUACUGAUGGUUAUGGAGAUGGUUAUAGGUAUGCAUAUCCUAAUUUCAAAAGAGAUGUGAUUCGUGAAGCGCUGUUGGAUGUUGAGGUGCAAGCAUCUGGGUAUGCAAAGAAAACUACAGGUAGAAAAGAAGAAAAGGAUUUGGAAAAAGCAGUAAUGGGUAUGAGAAUAGCUACCAACGAGAACGACGAUCUUUCAGAAGUUGAAAGUGAGGAUAAUAAUGACGAUGAGGAGGAGGAGGAGGAGGAAGAAGAAGAAGAAGAGUAUGAGCUUCAAGGUGAAGAAGAAAGUAAUCACGAUGCAGAAAAUGAAAAAAUAGUAGAAGCAUUGUUGGCUGGCGGUGAGAAUUUGAAAAUGGAUAAGCUAGGUAAUUAUAUUAUAGAGUAG
Lodderomyces oxycetoniae is the source of this 1179-nucleotide messenger RNA. RefSeq names its product protein kinase (gene RIO2). Gene Ontology annotation, molecular function: ATP binding; protein serine/threonine kinase activity. Bases 1 to 1179 code for a protein of 392 amino acids. Gene Ontology annotation, biological process: protein phosphorylation; maturation of SSU-rRNA. The record is from RefSeq and is a predicted model, not a curated record. Gene Ontology annotation, cellular component: nucleus; preribosome, small subunit precursor; cytosol. NCBI's taxonomy places the organism in Eukaryota, Fungi, Ascomycota, Pichiomycetes, Serinales, Debaryomycetaceae. The transcript has a single exon.